ACUGUACUCACAUUUCAACUCUAAGUAGCCCUGAUCUCACACAUAUAAACAAUAAUUACAUUUUCUUUGCUUAAGCAUCUGUCACCAUAUAUCAUUUUUUCUGUUACUUCUACUCUAAAUGAACUUUUAUCAAUGUAAAUAGCUACUUUUUCUUAAAUUGGCAAAAAAAUUCUGAUAAUACUCAAAACAUUUGUUAGAAAACACGUUCACCGUUUCAUACCGUCAUUCCAUCAAUUCUAGUGAAUAACAAGGACAAAAUAUAUCUAAACGUGUUUUUGGGAUAUGUUGAUUCAUUCGGAAUGGAUGUAAAUAAUCUAUAAAUACUGGUAUCAAAUGAUAUAUUUUAUAAACUUUGUUUUUGUACAUACUCAUUAAGGUAAUUUCAAAGUUUGGUUCAUCGCCGUGUAUGUUUUAGUGGAUAAUGAAAAUAUUCUACGAGCUUUUCAUUCUAUUGGAAUCGUCUUAUAAUGCUAGUUAAAUCUGCUUUGGUGUUCAUAUUAAUAUUAAGUGUCGUACUGACUUACGUGCUGUGGUUUACCAACACUAUUGAUGACUUAAUUCUAUCGAAUAUGGUACUCAUCAAUAAUACUAACGGUUUCGAUAUGUGGAAGGAUCCAAAUUGUAAAGUUCUGUAUAAAGUGCACAUCUUCAAUUAUACAAACAUUGAUGAUUACAGAAACAAAAAAGCAAAAAAAUUACAUGUGGAAGAUAUCGGACCCUACACGUAUGAAGAAAACCUAACAAGAAUCGAUGUAUCCUUUGGAGAAAAUAAUAAGUUGUCAUACAGAGAAAAGAGAAUACUCACUUUCAAGCCGGAUCUAUCAAAAGGACUUGAAAAUGAUUCUGUACAGGUUCCUAAUAUACCAUUAAUAAGUGCGGGACCGUUCAUCAAAGAUCAAAACUAUUUCAUUCGUCUAGCUUUAUCCUCUCUCCUGAGGGGAAUAAACGAAGAACCUUUUAUCACUAAAACAGUGGGUUCCUUCCUAACUGGCUAUAGAAGCAGUAUAACUGAUGUGGGUAAAACUUUCAUAUUACCCGACAUACCAGAAAAAACUGGUAUCUUAGUUACGAGGAUGGAUGCAACAAGAUAUAAACUGACUAUAAAUACUGGUGAGAAAGAUAUAAACAGACUUGGAAUAUUGGAAGAAUUCAAUGGUGAAAAUCAGUUCCAUUCUCCUUAUAAUCAUAAUUGUUCCAGUGUGGAGAGUUCAACGGGCUCAUUUUACCCAAUUAAUAGAGUGAAACUGAAAUUGCCUCUCAAUUAUAUAUUCCCAGAAGCGUGCAGAAGGAUGCCACUCGUUUUUUCAAAGGAAACGACUGUUUUGGACGGAGUGUUGGCUUAUCAGUACAUAUCUCCAAGCGAUAAACUGAAUUACUCUUCGAAUCAUACUGAAAACCUUUGUUAUUGCAAGUCAAAUCCAACGCAGUGCCCUCCAAAUGGUGUGGUCGAUAUAAGUAUGUGUAAUUUUGGUUCUCCUGUAUUUCUCUCUGCUCCACAUUUUCAUAGAGGUGAUCCUAGUUUAACGGAGAAAUUUGAAGGUUUGCAUCCCGAAAGAACAACGUACGACUCAAUUUUCAAUAUACAUCCCAGAUUGGGAUUUAUAAUGACCAUUAGAGAGCUAUAUCAACUUAAUAUACAAGUUCAAAAGUCUGAGGGUUUAUCUCAAUACGAUAUGUUCGAGGACGGUAUGAUAUUACCAAUCGUCUGGGCCGAAGCUAUCAUUGAUGAUGAAACAACAACUCCUGAAAUCAAGCGACUUAUACAUUUAUUAAGUUUCACUGUACCUUUGAUUGAACAAUUGCUGAAGUACGGAUGUCUCCUGUCAGUCAUUGUGUGCUUAGGCUGCUUCAUAGUUACCACGAUAAAAGAUAAUAGUUCAAAGAAGGCUCUCUCAUAUAGACUUAUGUUAAUUGGUAACAAAUAUACAAAAACUAAUUGUUAGUUUGAAAAAUAAAACAAUUUUAACUCAAAAGUAGCAAAGAUUUCCGAUUAUAAAGUAGCAUAACUUUCUGAUAAUAAUUUUCGUUGUGUUGACAUACACAUAGAAAUCAUUAUAACGCUUUUAUCUCCCGAAAUGAUAUCCAUUUUAUAGAAAAUUAAUAACGACACUAAUAUUUUACUCGCAAGUUCCCAAUAGAAUUACGCUCCUAAUCACAUAAAAUUGAAACGGCAUCAGUUAUAUUAUUCAUAAUGAAUUUAAUUGAACUCUCCAAUUUCUAAACAUUAAUUUUGUUAUUGUUGUUCAACUUUCACCUCAAGUAAGAUUUUCAUAUGCUGCUGACAACGAGUAUUUGAUUUGCACGUGCGCAGAUUUUCAAAAUGUUGAACAUGUUUCUAAUAAUAUCAAGUUUAUACUUUUGCUAUAUCCUCUUAUUUCAAGCGUUAAUUUGUAAUUUUCACAAGCCGUUCCAUUUUGAACCGAAUAAAGGAUUAAAAGUAAAAGGGUUGGGUGACUUCAUUUACAUAUAAGUGAUAAUUGUUGUGGUUCAUCUAUAAAUAGAGAUUAAUCCUCAUUCUAAAAAUAGUCCGAUAGGACUUUUUGGAAACUAUGAUUGAGUUAACCUGAUCAUGACUUAAUGUUCGGAAACUAACCCGAAUCACGUUCAUUAUUAUUCGGAUAUUGAUCAAGAUAAUCGGAUCGUAGUCAUUUGUGAUGAUCCUUUCUACCCUGGUAAACGGGUAGUUAAAUGUGAUCAGUUGAAGGGGUUGUUUCAUUUGUCUACGGUUUUUUGAGCUGAAGUUAUUUAUAUCACUUAAAUGGCUGUCUUCUAUUAAUUCUCAUGAACAACAUCAUUGAUAUGUUAUAAUUCUUCCAAUAUCAAUUGCAGAAGACAAUUACGCGAGGAAUAAUCAAUAUUUCAUAAAUACGCACGUCUCUCAUGCCAAAUUAAGUAAUGAAAAAGAAUAUUUACUUUCCGUUUAAAAUUCGGUGAACAUCUAACAAACCGUCAGUCCACGUGGACUGGUACCCUGUUUAAACCAAACGCCGUUACAGAUAGGUACAUUUUA
Diorhabda sublineata is the source of this 3010-nucleotide messenger RNA. Its product is annotated as scavenger receptor class B member 1-like. The record is from RefSeq and is a predicted model, not a curated record. Lineage: Eukaryota; Metazoa; Arthropoda; Insecta; Coleoptera; Chrysomelidae. Gene Ontology annotation, molecular function: scavenger receptor activity. The transcript is spliced from 9 exons. Bases 468 to 1943 code for a protein of 491 amino acids. Gene Ontology annotation, cellular component: membrane; cytoplasm.